This is a messenger RNA of Ambispora leptoticha, 195 nucleotides long. NCBI's taxonomy places the organism in Eukaryota, Fungi, Glomeromycota, Glomeromycetes, Archaeosporales, Ambisporaceae. The record is from the annotation of a GenBank genome assembly.
AUGUCAGAUAAAGAUUUGUUUAAAAUUGCUUUUGGACAAAAAUUCGAAUAUGAUUCUUUUGAAGACAUGACAAAAAUUGGUAAAGGAGGGUUCGGAAGUGUAUAUAAAGCUUACUCAAAAGAUAUAAAACAAACUGUGGCUUUGAAGACUUUAGAUUACGAAUAUGAAUAUUCAUUUGACAUUUUUAUUAGAGAA